This is a messenger RNA of Eutrema salsugineum, 5223 nucleotides long. RefSeq lists its product as uncharacterized. The record is from RefSeq and is a predicted model, not a curated record. Gene Ontology annotation, biological process: DNA integration. The coding region runs from base 1 to 5223 and encodes 1740 amino acids. Lineage: Eukaryota; Viridiplantae; Streptophyta; Magnoliopsida; Brassicales; Brassicaceae. The transcript has 11 exons. Gene Ontology annotation, molecular function: nucleic acid binding; zinc ion binding.
AUGGCCGACGAUGACCACCCUAGAGAUCCUGUUAACCGAAACCUAAACAAGGACCAAGAUGGGUCCGAGCAUACUGAAAAUGAAGAGAAUGAUCACAGAGAAGAUACCGAAGGAGCGAUUCAUGACUUGCAAAUUCUAGUUGGGAACAAGAUUGUUCCAGCAGAUUUCCAAGUUCUGGAAAUGGAUGAAGACAAAGAGAGACCACUUAUAUUCGGCCGACCGUUUCUAGCUAUAGUAGGAGCAGUAAUCGAUCAUGCAAACUGGCAUGCUGUCUUUCUGAACGUGGACCGCAAGAAGUUUCAUCCCACUGUCCCAGGCGAUGCUUCGAACAAAGAAAAGCGGCCAAAAGAGAAAGACAAGGAGGAGUCAAGGCCUUUUGCAAAAAUCAAGAUCAUCAUUCCACCAGAUUCAACAGAGUUUAGUGAGGAACAGAUCCAAGAACUGAUCGAGAACACUAAAAAGGUUCUAAACAACGUUAAAGUCCGAAAGAAAAGUAAGGGAAAGAAGUAUUACAAGAAGAAGAGGCUAAAUCUCCAGCACCCGAAAAUGAUAAAGGCACAUCAAGAGAAGUGUCAUAUCCUCCAACCUGAUCUUAUAAAGCCUAAGUUGAGGGAAAUGGAACGAACCGAGUCUCGGAGAUGCCGUCGCACUGGUGACAACUCCAAGGCAAUACCUGAUGAUAUUACUCUAGGAGAGUACAUGCUGAAUCGAGCUAGACCAAGAACAAGAGACAGUCCUACUCACUUAGCAUUUCUGCACUUUGUGAAGCUCUUAAGCUUCCAUACACUGAUGGCAUUCAUCUCUAAGAAGAUCCUGAUUUUGACUUAUGGAGAGAGAUGGGUCAUAGCGUCUAUGAUAGCGGGAGAUCCAGGAAGUGGUGCUGAUGAGGCCUCAGGCACAUCUGGAAGUGUUGCCCCUGUGCCUCCAGCUCCAGUGGAUCAGCAGGGAGAGAACCUUGCGGGAGGUGUGCCUGUUCAAGUGCCUCCAGCAGCGGGAGCUGCUCAUGCUGCAGUCCUGGAGGAAUUGCGCCGUUAUCGGGAGAUGUAUGGCCACUGGAACCCUGGAGUGGGAGUGAAUGCUCAGCAGGAGCAGCAGCAGCCGCAGCAUCAGGAGCAGCAGAAUGUGCAGCCGCCAGUGUUUGAGCCGCCGCCUAUGGUAGUGCCGCCAGUGUAUGUUCAGCAGCAGUAUGUGCCUCCACCGCCUCCUGCGCCUGUCAAUGUGUUUGGACUGACCUAUUAUCAGGCCAUGAAACACUUGAAGGAUAUGGGAAUGGAAGCCUUUGGCGGGAGGUCUGACCCAGUGUCUGCGGAUAACUGGAGGAAAAGGUUGGAGAGGAAUUUUGAAGCCAUGAGAUGUCCGGAGGGAUACCGGAAGGAUCUAGCUGUUCAGUACCUGAAGGAAGAGGCGCUGAUAUGGUGGGAUGGUGUGGUCGAAGCGACUCAAGGUCGUUAUGAGUUGACCUACCGGGAAUUCCAGGAAGCUUUUGCUAAGGAGUAUUUUCCACCUGAAGCUUUGGAUCAGAUGGAGAGUGAGGAGUUCAACCGGUUGAGGAGGUUCUCCAGGAAGCAGUUCACGCAGGCAGACUUGGUUCGUCAGUUCAUGAAUGGCCUAAAGUUGGAGCUGAGGAGCAGGUGUUCCCUUAGGAGGUAUGACACCUUGGUGGAGCUUGUGGAGACAGCUGCCAUCCAAGAGACCUCGCUUGAGGAGCUAAGGAGAGUCAGGCAGGGCUUGUCUCGUCCAAACCGUGCUCAGGAAGGGCCGAAAAGGACUUGGGACACUAUGGCAGCUCCAGGGGUUGGACUGCCUAUGUGCCAGAGUGUUGGCCACCAUGAGAAGGAUUGCGCAGUCACAGGGACUAACCGGUGCUACCGUUGUGGGAAGAGUGGCCAUCAGAGGAAGGAUUGUCCGGGGAAUGCGAAUCCUCAGCAAGGAGUGGGAGCAUUGCCAGGACCACCAGCUAAGAGGCAAGCUGUGGAACCCCGUGUUUUCGCCAUCGGAGAUCCCGAAAGACCAGCACCGAUCGCUGGAUCGGUCUCAGUAGGGGGUGCGAUUGCAUAUACACUGUUCGACACCGGUGCCACACAUAGUUUUGUGAGCCCGAGGUUGACCCAGUGUUGGACCUUCUCCGGAAAGUUCACCCCCAGGUUGAAAGCAGUGGAAACUGCUGGAAGUGAGCAGGUGGAGACCAUUGGAAUCCAUGAAGAGGUGCCUAUCUUGUUGGAAGGAGCAGAUUUUCCUUGGACUCUAGUGAAAAUGAAGUUGGGCCACUAUGAUGUUAUCCUUGGAAUGGACUGGCUGAAGCAUUAUGAAGUUGUCCUGAAUUGCCGGAAGUCGAAGGCCUAUAUUCUGCAUCGAGGAGGUCGGGUUGCCUUUCAAGGAGUAAAGACCGACACAGGAGUGCCAGUCAUUUCGAUGAUUCAUGCCGAGAAUCUUAUAGAAGAAGGAUGUGAAGCUUUCUUGGUGACAGUCUCUAUGGUAGGAGAAGGAGCACCUAAGAGCCUUGAGGAGAUAUCAGUGGUAAAUGAAUACGCGGACGUAUUCCAACCAUUGACUGGACCUCCGCCAAGAAGAGGAGUUGACUUCACUAUCGAAUUAGAACCUGGAACAGCCCCUGUUUCGAAGGUUCCAUACCGAUUGGCACCAGCAGAGAUGGCUGAGCUAAAGAAGCAGUUGGAGGACUUGACGGAUAAAGGAUUUAUUCGGCCAAGCAGCUUGCCAUGGGGAGCGCCCGUGCUAUUUGUAAAGAAGAAAGAUGGAAGCUUUCGACUUUGCAUUGAUUAUAGAGGGCUGAAUAAGAUUGAUUUGGCGUCAGGCUAUCACCAGAUUCGGAUAGCAGAGGAGGACAUUAGUAAGACAGCAUUCCGAACUCGAUAUGGUCAUUAUGAGUUUGUGGUAAUACCGUUUGGAUUGACUGAUGCGCCUGCAGUUUUCAUGAAGUUGAUGAAUGAUAUUUUUCGGGAGCACUUGGAUAAGUGUGUGAUUGUCUUUAUUGAUGAUAUCCUGGUCUAUUCAAGGUCGGAGAGGGAACAUGAAUGGCAUUUGGGAAUGAUUGUGCAGAAGUUAAGGGAUCAGCAGCUUUUUGCGAAGCUAAGCAAGUGUAGCUUCUGGCAGAGGAAGAUGGGAUUCCUUGGGCAUAUUGUCUCCGAAGAGGGAGUAGCAGUGGAUCCUGAGAAGAUCAUUGCAGUGACAGAGUGGCCUGUACCUAAAAGUGUUACUGAGGUCCGUAGCUUUUUGGGUCUAGCUGGGUAUUAUCGCAAGAUUGUGCCUAAUUUCUCCCGUAUUUUCAAACCUCUCACCAGCUUGACGGAGAAGAAUGUUAAGUUUGAGUGGACGGAUAAGAGAUCUCAGAGAUUUGAGGAGUUGAAGCAGAAACUCAUAGAGACCCCGAUAUUGGUACUUCCAUGGUCAGGAAUACCAUAUGAUGUAUACACCGAUGCCUCUGGAUCCAGGCUAGGAUGUGUGCUGAUGCAGGAGAAGAAGGUCGUAGCUUAUGCAUCUAGACAGCUUCGGAAGCAUGAAGUGAAUUAUCCGACUCAUGAUUUGGAGUUAGCAGUAGUAGUCUUUGCUCUGAAGAUUUGGCGUUCUUACCUGUAUGGGGAGAAGGUGCACAUAUAUACUGAUCAUCAGACCAACCAAGUGGCAGAUGCCUUGAGUAGAAGGAGAAAUGCGGUUUCUGAGGCUAAGGAAACGCAGGAGCUGAUAGCGACUUUGGCGAAUUUGAGUUUGUGUGUCGCUGAAGUAGAGGAUGAUGCCGCAGGAUUGGAAGCGUUGGAUAAUGGUGACCUGCUGAUGAGGAUUCGUCGGGAGCAAGCGCAUGAUUUGUCCCUUAAGAAGAUUUUUGAAAAGCAAGUGGUUGGGUACCACAAAGCAGACAAUGGGACUUACAUGUACAGGAAUCGGGUCUGUGUUCCCAUGAAUGAUGAGCUAAGGAGGGAAGUGUUAAGUCAGGCUCAUCAGUCGAAGUUCUCUAUUCAUCCAGGGAACACCAAGAUGUAUCAGGAUCUGAAACGCUACUACCAUUGGUCUGGUAUGAAGCGUGAUAUUUCUGCUUGGAUAUCUCAGUGUGCCACAUGUCAGCAAGUGAAAGCAGAGCAGAUGGCACCAAGUGGACUUCUCCAGAACUUGCCAUUACCAGAAUGGAAAUGGGAUAUGGUAACUAUAGAUUUUGUGACGGGGUUGCCCAGGACACUAGAUAAGAAGAAUGCGAUUUGGGUAAUCGUAGACCGUCUUACUAAGUCAGCUCACUUUUUGCCAAUUAAAAAGACGGAUGGAGCAGAGCAGUUGGCGCAGAAGUAUAUUGAUGUUAUUGUGAGGUUGCAUGGAAUUCCAGUGAGCAUAGUGUCGGAUCGGGAUCCAAAGUUCACAGCUAGUUUCUGGCAAGCUUUCCAGAAAGCAUUGGGAACAAAGGUUCAUCUCAGCACAGCAUACCACCCUCAGACAGAUGGCCAAUCGGAGAGGACGAUUAGGACCCUAGAGGAUCUGUUAAGAGCGUGUGUCUUAGAUUGGGAAGGAAGUUGGGAGAAGCAUUUGCCUUUGGCGGAAUUUGCUUGUAAUAACAGUUAUCAUAGUAGCAUUGGGAUGGCACCAUAUAAGGCUCUAUAUGGUCGGCCUUGUCGCACACCUCUGUGCUGGACAGAAGUAGAAGAAAUGAGAGUGCUAGAGCCAGAACUUCUUGAGGAGGCGUCUAAGCAAGUGGAAAUGCUUAAGACAAGGUUGAAAGAAGCUCAUGAUCGCCAGAAGAGCUAUGCAGAUCAGCGAAGGCAGGAGUUGUCUUUUGAAGUUGGUGAUUUGGUGUAUCUGAAGUUGAGGACCUUCAGAGGGAAUGAUAAGCAUCGGCUGAUGAAGAAGCUUAAGCUUCGGUACAUGGGACCGUACCCUAUCCUGGAGAGGAUUGGAGAAGUGGCUUAUCGAUUGGAGUUGCCCAAAGAAUUAGCUGAGUUCCAUGAUGUGUUUCAUAUCUCUCUUCUGAGGAAAGUUGUGAGGGAGCCAGAGCUCAUUUUGCCCCAGCCGCCAGCAGAUGUAAGGAAGGACUUCUCAGCAGCAUAUCAGCCUGUGGCAGUGUUGGAAUUUCGGGAGAAGGAGUUGAAUGGUAAGAGGAAGCCAGCAGUUAAGGUGUGUUGGGAAAGGGAUGGAAUCCGCGAGGAAACCUGGGAAAUAGAGCAGGAAAUGCGGAAGGAAUUCCCGAAACUCUUUAAGGACAAAGGAGAAACCGGAGGAGUAUGA